UUCAUACUUGAUAUAUGUACAAUACGUACAAUUAAACUCGACAUCAUGAAGUCUGUCGCAACUCUUGCUACUGCGGGCGCUGCCCUCGUCGGUGUCGCUGCUUCAUGCAGCAUUUUCAGCAACGUCGAGGUAACAUUCUAUGGCUGGCCCGACAACUCUCCUCCUGGAGCUGGCACUGCUUACGACUGUGGCGGCCGUAACUUCGUCGCUGGAGGUAGCGGAAGCUUUGACGAUCCCAUCACUAUCGCUACUGCCGAAAGUGAGCUCGACAUUUGUGAGACUGUGUACAUUCCUCUCUUGAAGAAGUACGGUCGUCACGAGGAUGACUGCACUCAAUGCGAGUCGGACUGGAACAACGGCCAGGCUCACAUUGAUAUCUGGACCGGCUCCAACUCUCAGGGUGGCGGUGAUGCUCAGGUUGAUUGCGAGGAUAAUCUCACAUCUGGAGGCCAGUACUCUAUUGUUAGACAACCGGCGAGUGAUCUCGAGGUCGACACCACUCCUUUGUUCGUCCCACCCAGCACUUGCAACACCGGUAACAUCUACGAAGGCAACCAGGCUUCUUGCUAGAUUAAUGAAAGAUUUGGCCGGGGUUAUUUAUUUAAUGCCUUGACAUGACAUAAACAUUUAUGUCAAUGUAAAUAAAUUUUCAUUGUUCAUGUACUUAAUGGGCAUGUAAAUAGCUAUAUAACGACUCUUCUUAUGAAUAAGAUGAUGAAAAGCUGCAAAAGCGGCUUUUUGAUAUUGCUCAUACUGAAAACCUAAGUGUAGAAGCGUACCAAGUUCCAAUUAUAGUGUAGAAUGAUGACGGAAUACUUAGUAUUUAGCAUUGACGAAGUCUUGCUUUUCGAGGUCUUGCUUUCCAGUAUAGGCUCCUAGUUUAGGCUGUGCCAAUCGUCCCUUUUG
Messenger RNA from Trichoderma asperellum CBS 433.97, 906 nucleotides. RefSeq lists its product as uncharacterized. The record is from RefSeq and is a predicted model, not a curated record. Lineage: Eukaryota; Fungi; Ascomycota; Sordariomycetes; Hypocreales; Hypocreaceae.